This is a messenger RNA of Dichomitus squalens LYAD-421 SS1, 847 nucleotides long. RefSeq lists its product as uncharacterized. Lineage: Eukaryota; Fungi; Basidiomycota; Agaricomycetes; Polyporales; Polyporaceae. The coding region runs from base 32 to 673 and encodes 213 amino acids. The transcript has 3 exons. The record is from RefSeq and is a predicted model, not a curated record.
GUUCCGCUCACUCCCGCCGCCGUCCGAUACCAUGAAACGCCAGAACGACGACAGCGCCGCCCCCGUCCCCGCAAAGAAACCGCGCGCGAACACUGCGCACGCAGCGGCCGUCGCGCUCGUCAACUCCAUCCUUGCCAAUCCCAAGUCAUACCCCAUUUCCGGCAACGAGGAUGUCGUGCGCAAGUCCCUCGUCGAUCUGGCGUCCUACGCGCGCUCCCUGGAGGCGCAGCUCGGUGUCAGCAGCGCCCCAGUCGCUGGAAGCAGCAAGGCGAAGGCGGCGGCCACCGCGGUCGCCGCGAAGCCCGCCAGGUCGCAGGCAGACCUCGAGGUGGCGGCGGAGAAACUGAGAAAGGCAGCUGUCAGCGGCAUCAAGAAGCAGAUGUCGUGGAAGCCGUCGUGUAAGACCGGGUCUGCGAAGUGGUCCUACGACGGCAUCUGCAACGACCCGGAGGUCUUCGGCUGUCUGAUGGGUCUCGGCGGCCCUCCGACGUUCAAGAUGAAGAAGUUCACCGUAGACGAGUUUGAACGGUGUCUGGGAUCUAUUCGGGGGUCCGUUCGGUAUGAUACACUCUACAUCACCAGCAAGGAAGUGACCGUACGCUGGUCCGAUACCGGCGAGUUCAAGUUCAGCGGGUCCUAUGGCAAGUGGCAGCCUUCAACUGCCGACUACUAGACAUCGGGAUGAUUGUGCCACAUUCUAGUUCACAGGUUAUAUAGUGCUCAUUUAGUUGAUGUACAUCAUUUACUAUCCACUUCGAUGCCACUGACUAUCUCGCGACUGACACUGGUGAUCAUGCCCAACAAACAAGAGAAUGGUCGACGUUCGCUGGGCUGCACCUCACCGACG